AUGUCGAACAAACCGCGCCGAUUGCUGCAAAAGUACGAUCUGUUAUUGGACCAUCUUGAUUUCGACUACAUCCGCCAAAGCACGAAUGGGCGCGAAGUGGAAAACAUCGUCAAGGUGCUCCGUUCCGGUGAGGAAGGCUUUUUUCCACAGCUAACUGAGUUCGCGGAGGAACGGCUGAAGUCUCUUAAACCGAACAGUAAGCUUCUGCGAAAGGAACAACCCCUAGGCACGCAGCACACCGUACCACAAGAGCAAUGGAACACACUCUGCGCCCAGCUGGAUCAGUGGCAAAGCGAUAUGAAAACCCUCAGCAGCGUAAUUCGCAGGGCGGAUGGGAAUCACGAAGACGAUGCCACACUUCCGCCCGUGCGAAAAGUGCUCCCUGAAAGUGAAACUACCGCAACAGCGUGCACUCCUGCCGUCAAGACCCAGCGCAUUGCUUCCUGCGAUUACGAAAAAUGGGACAAAUACGACCCGGACACGGUGAUGUUGAAAAUGGACCUGGACGACGAGCGCCACCGUGAGAUGGUGCGCAUCAACAACCAGAAGAACAGUCAGCAAUCGAAAAUCAUCGAAUUGCCACCGGAAGUGAAGUUAACACCGGAAGAGAAGCAAGUGCUAGCGGGCAAGCUGCGCGAGAAGGGUAACGAUUUCUUUCGCGCCAAAGAGUUCAAGGAAGCUGUGGAGGAGUACGGAAAAAGCUUGGAGAUGUUUGCAACGGCGGCAUGUUUUAACAAUCGGGCAAUGGCUUAUCUUAAGCUACAGUGCUACAAGGAAGCAAUAUCCGAUUGUGAUGAUUGUCUGCUACGCGAGCCGAGUAACGUGAAAGCUCUUCUUAGAAAAGCCCAAGCUCUAACAGCUUUAGACAGUUCCCGAGAGGCUUAUCUGGUGUAUUGCAAAGUGCUUCAGCUGGAAGCGUCAAACUCAGUCGCGCUGAGUGCCACGACAGCUUUUCGCGAUCAGCUAAAGGAUCUUCCACCUCCAAACGCCUUCCGGAUGGCCAUCGAAGAAGUGAGCAACGCCUCCGAUCCCGAGAUCGACUUCAGUGCCCUGGUGCGGCCGAAAAAGAUCAUCAAAAACAAUUUGCAGGAAAGCAUCCGCCAGAUGCGCACGGAAACGGAAACCAUAAUACGUCAGCAGAAGGAACGCGCGAACCAACCGAUCGAUUUAUUACCGGAGCCAGCCAGACCCCGGCGCACACCUCUCAUAGAAGAGCUGUAA
Molecule: messenger RNA, 1221 nt
Organism: Anopheles nili
Lineage: Eukaryota; Metazoa; Arthropoda; Insecta; Diptera; Culicidae
Gene: Spag1
Product: sperm-associated antigen 1
Exons: 3
Coding region: 1-1221 (406 amino acids)
Cellular component (GO): mitochondrion; cytosol
Molecular function (GO): heat shock protein binding
Source: RefSeq, a predicted model, not a curated record